This is a messenger RNA of Dermacentor silvarum, 1078 nucleotides long. RefSeq lists its product as uncharacterized. Bases 278 to 874 code for a protein of 198 amino acids. The transcript is spliced from 2 exons. NCBI's taxonomy places the organism in Eukaryota, Metazoa, Arthropoda, Arachnida, Ixodida, Ixodidae. The record is from RefSeq and is a predicted model, not a curated record.
AAGAAGACGACGAGGCAGAGAAUAGAACAGCCGGCCCAGGAACGGGUGCUGUCUCUGUGUCUCCGUUCAUUACAAUGGCGCACCCUGCGAACGCCACGUCUUAAGGGGCUUCAGCCUUAAGCACCGUCCUGCGGAGUCCUUGCGUCCUCCGGCAUCUCGCCGUCCAGGGUCCUUCCGGCGAGGGAACGCCGUCAACGCUUCCCUUCGCAUAGAUACCGCGCCUGGGCCUGCGUCAAGGUCCGAUCUGCCAAGGCAUGCCGUCCACGCUGCCUUAGACAUGGAUCCUCGCCGUCGUACGUUCCUGCUGCGGCCAGGGAACGCCGUCCAUGCUUCCCAUGCCCUUUAUCCCGGCCCCAUGAUAUCAACGACAUCUCAGCCAGCUAGGGAUGCUGUUCACGCUCCCCUGACCAUGCUUCCGGCUGCAGUGAGUGCCGCAUACGCCACCAGUUCUGGCUCAACGGAUGCCGUUCAGGCUCCCUUGGCCGCUGGUCCGGCUGACCCGAGUGCUGCGGCCGCUGCCGCCGCCUCAGGGUACGUCGAUUCCUGCCCCGGUCUCUACGGGCGGCUCAGCCAGCAGCUUGUCCGACACCAUGCGCGCCAUCUCGCUGCUGACCCAACAGCUCGAGGUUAUGACGAACACCUUCGCAUCCCUCAGUGGUUUCGCGGUUGCACCUCACAUUGGGACAGCGCUUCAGCCCCUCCGUCAUGGACCCGCCCUGCCUGGGAACGCCGUCCACGCUUCCCUUGGCGAGACUAUCAUGCCCGGCACUACAUCGACUCCUCAGCCAACAAGGUAUGCCGUCCCAGCUUCCUUGGUGGUAGAACCGGCUGUCGCUCCUACAACGACCGCACUGUCCGUGGACAUCGGCCCUAGUUCCACGGGAAGCUGGACAAGCAACCUGGCGGAGACGAGGCGCUGCGACUUCCAGCAGCCGGCUUCCGUAAAAAUACCGCCGUUUCGCGGCUUUGAAGAUGAUGUCGCCCUUUGGGUUUGCACCAUCAAUGCCUUGGGUUAUCAGCAUGCUUGGCCAGACCACAAAAGAUGGCUGGUUGCAGCCAAACGACUUUUCGGUGCCGC